AUGGCAACAGGUUUUUGUAAAUUAUCAACAUAUUGUCGACACCUAACGGAAAAACAGUGUUUAACAUCGUCAAUGACUAUACGUGAAAAAGAUAAUAAUUCAAUUAACAAUGGAAAUUCUACAAGUCGAUCAAAUAGUUAUUCAAAACGAACUCGGUCAUCAUCGAGACACACGACUUCGAACACAAAAGAAAAUGUCCGAAAAAAAGAGUGA
Rotaria socialis is the source of this 213-nucleotide messenger RNA. Lineage: Eukaryota; Metazoa; Rotifera; Eurotatoria; Philodinida; Philodinidae. The record is from the annotation of a GenBank genome assembly.